GUGGUGCCUGUGCUGCGGAUCGGACUGGGCAUGCUCUCUUGCAUACCCUUUAUGGACAAGCUAUGAAGCAUAACACACACUUCUUUGUUGAAUACUUGGCUCUCGAUUUGCUCAUGGCUAGUGAUGGCAGUUGCCAGGGUGUUAUUGCACUAAACAUGGAAGAUGGAACACUCCAUCGUUUCCGCUCUGCACAAACAAUUUUGGCCACUGGGGGUUAUGGAAGAGCAUACUUCUCUGCAACCUCAGCACAUACAUGCACAUAACCUCUCAUCACCGAAGGAUCCCGAGGUGAAGGUGUGGUAUUCUUAGAAACAGUGAAGGUGAACGAUUUAUGGAACGAUAUGCUCCAACUGCCAAAGAUCUUGCAUCAAGAGAUGUUGUGUCCAGAUCUGUGACUAUGGAAAUCAGGGAAGGUCGUGGUGUAGGAUCAUAUCUAUCUCCAUUUGAAUCAUCUUCCACCAGAAGUUCUGAAAGAAAGGCUUCCAGGAGACAGCUGCAAUUUUUGCUGGUGUUGAUGUCACCAAAGAGCCAAUUCCAGUCUUGCCCACUGUUCACUACAACAUGGGUGGUAUCCCAACGGCGAGAUGCAGUGGUUCCUGGGCUUAUGGCUGCUGGGGAGGCAGCUUGUGCAUCUGUUCAUGGUGCCAACAGGCUUGGUGCAAAUUCUCUCCUCGACAUUCUUGUGUUUGGUCGUGCUUGUGCAAAUAGGGUUGCCGAGAUAAGCAAACCAGGUGAGACUCUAGAGGAGAAUGCAGGAAAGAAGAUAAUCGAAUGGCUGAACAAGUUAAGACACUCAAGCGGGUCGCUUCCUACAUCAAGUAUCAGAUUAAACAUGCAGCUGUCUUCCGCACCCAAGAAACAUUGGAAGAAGGUUGUCAGUUGAUUGACAAGGCAUGGGAAAGUUUCGAGGAUGUCCAAGUUAAAGAUGGGAGUUUGAUAUGAGACAAUAUAUAGAAACUGGAGAACCUUUUGAUAAACGCUUCCAUAACAAUGCAUUCAGCGGAAGCACGAAAGGAAAGCAGAGGAGCACAUGCUCGGGAGGAUUUCACGAAAAGAGAGGAUGGAGAAUGGAUGAAGCAUACAUUACAUUGGUGUUGGGGGUGGAUUUACAUCCUCCCUCAAAGGCCCAUUAGACAUUUAAUUAGGUCUACUUUUUUUAUAAAACCCUAAACAUCUUUCUUCUAUAAAUGGAGAACUACCUCCAUAUGAGAAAGGAUCUUGACCUCUUCUUAGACUUAAGAAAAUACUUUUAUAUAGAUUUUGUAUUCUAAGGUUCACUUUACCUUUGUAAUCAUUUUGGUGAUGAACCUUUAAUCAAUGAAAUCUAUUUUAUGUUC
Messenger RNA from Brassica napus (rape), 1337 nucleotides. RefSeq names its product succinate dehydrogenase [ubiquinone] flavoprotein subunit 1, mitochondrial-like. Gene Ontology annotation, biological process: mitochondrial electron transport, succinate to ubiquinone. The transcript has 10 exons. Lineage: Eukaryota; Viridiplantae; Streptophyta; Magnoliopsida; Brassicales; Brassicaceae. The record is from RefSeq and is a predicted model, not a curated record. Gene Ontology annotation, molecular function: succinate dehydrogenase (quinone) activity; electron transfer activity; flavin adenine dinucleotide binding. Bases 332 to 883 code for a protein of 183 amino acids.